GCCUCUCAGAAAAGAAUAAUAAAAAUAAAAUCGUUUCUUGCUAAAAAAGAAACAUUGAAAGCCCACGAUUGGCCCAGUGGGUUUCUAUGUGCUUUCAAAAGCCCACGAAAGCACCUCCAUGGAAGAAAUUGGCAAGGGGGGAGGGGAGUUUUUGUUUCGAAGCUUAAGCUUGAUCCUGAUCCUAACUCAAUAGUUCAACAAUGACGAUAAUGUCAGAUCUUCCACGGGAUUUGUUAGCGGAGAUUCUCAGUAAGGUUCCGUUGACAUCUCUAAGAGCAGUGCGGUUCACUUGCAAAAAAUGGAACGAUUUAUCCAAAGAUCGGAGCUUUCACAAGAAGCAAAUCAUCGAAGCAAAGAAGAAGCAAUUGAAAGAGUUUGAGGUGAUCAUGAUGAGGAAUUUUAGGGUUUAUCUGACGAGUGUCGAUAUCCACAGCGAUGUUGAUCCAUCUUUUACGCCUAAAGGUACACUUAUUAGCUUAAACGAUGAUGCAAAUCAUCAUCAAGUCGAUAAUGUAUCUAAGGUCUUUCACUGCGAUGGCUUACUCUUAUGCAUCACCAAAGACCUUAACUUUAGGCUUGUGGUUUGGAAUCCUUAUUUUGGGCAAAUAAGAUGGAUCAAACCCAGAAAUUCUUAUCACAUUUUGGAUAGUUACGCUUUUGGGUACGACGAGAAUAAGAACCACAAAAUCUUGAGAUUUAAGGAUAAUUAUUACACUUUUAGUGCACAGGAUCAGAUUUGUGAGUUUGAAGUCUAUAGUUUUGAGUCUAAUUCAUGGAAGGUUGUUCUUGAUGUGAGUCCUGCCUGCGAUAUAGAGGCUUAUAACCGUGGAUUGUCUCUUAAGGGGAAUACUUACUGGUAUGCUAAAGAUAAGUAUGACAGAGGAGGAGAGGAUAUUGAUUUCUUGAUAUGUUUUGAUUUCACAUCAGAGAGAUUUGGACCGCGUCUGCCUCUGCCUUUUAACUCUUCUCCUACUUGGGAAGAUAUUGUUACUCUCUCUAGUGUUGGAGAAGAUCAGCUUGCGGUGUUGUUUCAGAGCAAUCGUACAAAGUGGAUGGAGAUUUGGAUUACGAGCAAGAUUGAGCCUACAGAGGUUUCAUGGAACAAGUUGUUCUUAGCGGUUGAUAUGAGAGCACUCACUCGUUUUGAGUUCCUGGCCCAUGCUGGGAGUUUCUUCAUUGACCAGAAGAAGAAUGUUGUUGUGGUUUUUGAUAGAGAUAUGGAUGCCCCUACCGAUCGUGGCAUGGCUUACAUUAUUGGGAAGAAUGGAUACUUCAGAAAAGUGGAUCUUGGGGAAGAUGCAGACUCGAGUUGUUACCCACUUGUCUGUUCUUAUGUUCCAAGCUCAGUGCAAAUCAGGCAGCUAACCUGAUUAUUAUUAUUAACUACUGUUUUCUUUUUCUGGCAUCUUCGAUUGUAUAAAUCUGACCAUUGUUAUCACUUAUCUGGAAUCUCAGAGACAUGGCCUCUACUACAUGUAAACUCUGUUGUGGCUCUUCCAGACAUUUCUUUGAAAUAGUCGAAUGCAUCUUGAACUUUAUCUU
Molecule: messenger RNA, 1542 nt
Organism: Arabidopsis lyrata subsp. lyrata
Lineage: Eukaryota; Viridiplantae; Streptophyta; Magnoliopsida; Brassicales; Brassicaceae
Product: F-box protein At5g42460
Exons: 1
Coding region: 201-1370 (389 amino acids)
Molecular function (GO): protein binding
Source: RefSeq, a predicted model, not a curated record